Molecule: messenger RNA, 2530 nt
Organism: Xylaria bambusicola
Lineage: Eukaryota; Fungi; Ascomycota; Sordariomycetes; Xylariales; Xylariaceae
Product: DEAD-domain-containing protein
Exons: 2
Coding region: 257-2281 (674 amino acids)
Cellular component (GO): nucleus
Molecular function (GO): ATP binding; RNA binding; RNA helicase activity
Source: RefSeq, a predicted model, not a curated record
UGUUCAGGACCAACUGCAUUUACGUUUUUCUAUCUUUCUUGUUUGUAUUGCGUUCCUUGCCAUCUUGCAUUCUCUCAUUAAGGACAAUUCUGUUCCUGUAAUCGAGAGUUCAAACGGCUGGGCACGUCACGAAGAGAAAAAUUUUCCUCAGAAAUUCAAAACAAUCACUUGUCAUAAAAACAACACCAUAGUCUGCCUUCUACGUACACUUCGGCAUUGAUCUCCUUCAUAUCGAUCGAUUUUGUUUGCUGUCAAAAUGGCGGAACAACUCAACAUGAAUGGCUUAAGCCUGAACGACCAGGCGCCGCCUCAACCUCCUGCCGGCGGUCGAUCCUAUAUCCCACCCCACAUGCGAGGCAAGAUGGGCGGUGGUGGUAAUGCUCCCAUGGGCCCUGGGCCUUCGCCUGCUGGAAUGAAUGGACUCAACAACAGUGCUUGGGCUGGCAAUAAUUCCUACGAUGCUCGUCCGGGUGCUGAGGGAUGGGGGCCGGCUCCUGGGCAAACUCCAGACUUUCCCCCUCAACAUCAACCACAACGUCAACAUGGCGGUGGCGGCUGGGGAAACAACCGUGGCUUUGACCGCAAUGGGUACGGCAAUCCCGCUUCAGGCGGUGGCCAUGCUAGAGGCUCCGGCGACGGCCAGUGGCGGGAUGGUAAACAUAUUCCUGGGCCACCAAACCCUCGCGUUGAACGUGAACUUUUCGGUACCCCCGAUGACCCGUCCAAACAGCACACUGGCAUCAACUUCGAGAAAUACGACGACAUUCCCGUCGAGGCUUCUGGUCAUGAUGUACCUGAGCCCGUGCUUACCUUCAGUACCCCCCCUCUGGAAGAGCAUCUCAUUCGCAACAUCGAACUUGCGCGUUACAAAGUCCCCACCCCUGUCCAAAAGUACUCUAUUCCUAUCGUUAUGGGUGGUCGGGAUCUUAUGGCCUGUGCCCAGACUGGUUCUGGAAAGACUGGUGGUUUCUUGUUCCCUAUUCUUUCUCAGGCCUUUUUAACUGGUCCAUCUCCUGUACCUGCCAAUACAUCUGGUGGCUAUGGUCGUCAGCGAAAGGCUUACCCCACCUCGCUGAUUCUUGCCCCAACUCGUGAGCUUGUUUCCCAGAUCUACGAUGAAGCUCGCAAGUUCGCAUAUCGCUCUUGGGUUCGACCUUGCGUUGUGUAUGGUGGUGCUGAUAUCGGCUCUCAACUACGUCAAAUUGAGAGAGGCUGCGACCUUUUGGUUGCCACGCCUGGACGUCUUGUGGACCUCAUAGAACGAGGACGCAUCUCUCUCCAGAACAUCAAAUAUCUUGUUCUCGAUGAAGCUGAUCGUAUGCUUGAUAUGGGUUUCGAGCCUCAGAUUCGCCGCAUUGUGGAAGGUGAGGAUAUGCCCGCAGUCCACAACCGCCAGACACUCAUGUUCUCGGCCACCUUCCCACGGGACAUUCAAAUGCUAGCUCGUGACUUCUUGAAGGACUAUGUCUUCCUUUCCGUUGGUCGCGUUGGUUCUACAUCAGAGAACAUUACUCAGAAGGUUGAAUAUGUUGAGGAUGUUGACAAGCGCUCCGUUUUGUUGGACAUCUUACACACUCAUGGCGGUGGCCUCACCCUUAUCUUCGUGGAGACGAAGCGUAUGGCUGAUUCACUGUCUGAUUUCUUGAUCAACCAGAACUUCCCAGCAACGUCAAUUCACGGCGAUCGUACUCAGCGUGAGCGUGAACGUGCCUUGGAGAUGUUCCGCAACGGACGUUGCCCUAUUCUUGUCGCUACAGCUGUUGCCGCCCGUGGACUUGAUAUCCCCAACGUUACUCAUGUUAUCAACUAUGAUCUCCCUACUGAUAUUGACGACUAUGUCCACCGAAUUGGUCGAACUGGCCGUGCUGGCAAUACUGGACAUUCAACUGCUUUCUUCAACCGCGGUAACCGUGGUGUGGUUCGCGAGCUUCUUGAGUUGCUAAAAGAAGCCAACCAGGAAGUCCCUGCAUUCUUAGAGACCAUUGCUCGGGAAAGCUCCUACGGUGGUGGUGGUCGCGGCGGUCGUUCUGGUGGUCGUGGCCGAGGUGCUGGUGCUAACCGCGAUUUCCGAAAGUACGGUGGUGGCGGCGGCGGCCCUGGUUUCGGUGGCGGUUUUGGUGGCCCCCCACCUGCCUCCGGCGGCUACAAUGGUGGUGCCUACGGUGGCCCACCAAACUCUGGAUACAACGGUGGAGGCGGUUAUGGAUCUGGUGGCCCUGGCUACGGUGGUGGCAGCUAUGGUAACCCAGGUGGUCCUGGCGGUCAGGCUUCUUGGUGGUAAACUACUCAUGUGACGAUUUACCAUGAGUGGCGCGCAACAACCCCCAGCCUAUUUGCUUCGCGAUUAAGCAUGAGCUUUUCUUUGGGUGGGGGGAGUACAAGCACAUAGAUUUUUCCUUUGCAUUUCCUUAUUCAUACAUUUGCGUGGUUUUACACAUGGUUUUGGAACGUCGCCAAUGUUUCCGACCUAGUUUCAUCUACGGCACACGCUACUUGCGACCAACCCAUCCGGAUCGGCAGGUUCGAGUCU